Molecule: messenger RNA, 2131 nt
Organism: Camponotus floridanus (Florida carpenter ant)
Lineage: Eukaryota; Metazoa; Arthropoda; Insecta; Hymenoptera; Formicidae
Product: 52 kDa repressor of the inhibitor of the protein kinase-like
Exons: 7
Coding region: 505-1308 (267 amino acids)
Molecular function (GO): sequence-specific DNA binding
Source: RefSeq, a predicted model, not a curated record
UUGAAUGAGGUCUUAAGUCAAUCUCGGACCAGACUUAAGACAAUCUUAAAUAUAAGAUCGGAAUACCGGCCCAUGAGUUUUUGCGUGGUAUUCGGCUGUAAUAAUCGAAUAAAUAAGAAAAAUUUAGAACAGUUAGAAAAAGAAAAAGCUGCAAACAAAAAAUUUUCAUUCUACUUAAGCGGCCAUUUAAUGACAAAAAUUGGCGGGAAGGUACUACAAGUGAUCAGAGCGAUUACGAGAGAGCUGAAUCCAUCAAGCGACCGAUAAAAUAAUAAUAAAAAUAGAAGUGAUAGAGGUGAUAGAGAUGUAUGAAGUGGUGAAGUGUUCAGUGAACAAUGUUCAGUGAACAGUGUUCAGUGAAUAGUGGAAGAAGUGAGAAGCUGAGAACGAAUAAUUAGAGAAUAGUAAAUCUGUAUAAAAAUUGUACAGAUUUUCAAUUCUCUUGGAAGCACUUUGAUUUUAGUUUUGUUGCAGAUUUUGAGAAUAUUUUAAAAAUUGGACAAAAUGGCAUCGAAUAAAUCAAGCGUAUGGUGUGUCGUAAAAAAUUGUAAUCAAAAUAUUCUGAAAAAACGACACUUGUUUCGAUUUCCAAAAGAACAUGACAGAUGGUUGCAGUGGAUACAUGCAUGCAACAGGCUGGAUCUACAAGUAAUGGGUGCAGAUUACGCUUAUCGUAAUUAUCGAUUAUGCCAUUUACAUUUUGAAGAGAAGUGGUACAACAUAAGGAAGACUAGAGCUUCUCUCCAUCCAGAUGCUAUACCCACAAUAUUCUUUGGAAGAAACAAUUCAUCAAUUAAAUCAGAGGAAGAUAAUAGCAAAGAAGAUAGGGAAUCAAGAAGCGAUACAAGACAACCCAAGAAAGAAAUAUUUUUGAAAAUGAUAAAGAAAGAAAAUAUUUUUGAAAAUGAUACACAAGGAAACACAAAUAAUGACUUACAAUUAGAAGCAUUGCUGCCUCCAGAACAACAAGCCCAAAGAGCAACAGAUCAACAGGAAAGCCAAAUCAACAGACCCACUGAACAACAAAAAGAAAUAAGAUCUGAUGUUGAGAUGGCUAAGGCGAGCACAUCAAGUAACAUCCAAAAAGCAAGAAAAGAGGACAGUCCACUGGAGAAAAAAUUGCGGCAACAGAUUACAAAAUUAAAGGCAAGAGUGAAAAAACUAGAAGAAAGAAAUCGACGGCUGCAGAAAAAAUUUAAAAACCUGAAGAAUAUAGAGAAAAUUGGAAAGAAGCCCGAGGAAUAUGAAACUCUGCGCCACUUAACAUUUACAGAAUUGCGGUGCUAUGGUGCAUGGUUUAAUUACUGAUAUAGGUUCAAAUUUUGUACAAUUAUCUCGAGAGUUAGAUAUUUCAACACAGAAUUCAACCUUUUUAGUUGAAUAUAUAUAAUUUUGAAGUAUUAUAUAUAUUCGAUACUCCCCAUUUAAUGAAAAGAACUCGAGAUAAUUUAUUAAAAUAUAAUACAGAAUUUGGAAUUAACAAAGUUGCCUCAUGGGCUCAUAUUGUGCAGUUUUAUAAUAAAGAUAGUAAACAAUGGAUAAAAAUGGCCCCAAAAUUGUCUAAAAAUCAUAUCGAGCCAACUAAUUUUCAAAAAAUGAAAGUCAAAUAUGCGAUACAAGUUUUCAGUAGUUGAGUAGAGUAUGUGUAUUCAAAUGUCCUCUGGCAUUUUUCUAAAUGAAGCAAUUGAAACAAUUUUAUUGAUCAUUUUGAUAAAUUAUUUGAUGUUUUAAAUUCUUCUGUUCUUAAUAGUUCAAAAGAAUAUGGACAAGUAUUUACUGGAAGCAGAAAACAGAUUCAAUUUUUAGAACAAAUUUUUAAAAAAAUAUUUAUGUGAUUAACGAUAAAGGCUCUCGUGUGAAAGUUAAAUGUUUUGAAUGUUGGCAAAUAAUUAUUAAAAGCAUGAUGCAACUUUGGGAAAAAUUAAAAUUUUAUAAUUUUCCGUAUAUACGUACACGGAGAAUAAACCAAGAUUGUAUUGAAAAUUUCUUUGGUUCUAUUAGAUAACAAGGCGGUAAUUGUGUAAAUCCAAUCAAUUCAAUUCAUUCGUGCCUUUAAAAAAUUAUUUAGUAUGAAAGUUUUGGAACACUCAGACACGCAAAAUUGUGCUGUAGAUACAGAUCAAAUGUUAAA